This is a messenger RNA of Theobroma umbraticum, 3304 nucleotides long. RefSeq lists its product as uncharacterized. NCBI's taxonomy places the organism in Eukaryota, Viridiplantae, Streptophyta, Magnoliopsida, Malvales, Malvaceae. The record is from RefSeq and is a predicted model, not a curated record.
AUCAUCCAGAGGUGGGAGAUGAGUUUCUUGUCUGUUGGUUAAGAGAUCCUGGAGGAAGAGUACAAGAUGUCUCUUUGUAUUUAAUUAGACUAGUCUAUUAAAGCAAUUAUCAGAUCAUUUUGUCUGAAACUGAUUAAACCACCUCCAGUCUGGAUUUUGUUGGUGAUGGACUGCAACAAGGAAGAGGCCAUCAGGGCCAAAGACAUCGCGGUGAAGAAAAUGCAAAAUAAGGAUUUUUCUGGGGCUCUUAGAAUUGCAGCCAAGGCCCAACAACUUUUUCAGGAUUUGGAGAAUUUAUCUCAGAUGAUAAUGGUGUGUGAAGUGCAUUGUGCUGCUGAGAAAAGAUUGUUUGGUAAUGAGAUGGAUUGGUAUGCCAUACUUAAGGUUGAGCUAACAGCUGAUGAAGCUACAAUUAAGAAACAGUACAGAAAAUUUGCCCUCCAACUUCACCCUGAUAAGAAUAAGUUUCCGGGUGCAGAAGCUGCUUUUAAGUUGAUUGGGGAUGCACAAAGAAUUCUUUUAGAUCAAGGUAAAAGGUCUGCACAUGACAUGAAACGAAAAGUGACUAUUAAUAGACCAGCUCCAGCAGCAGCAUGUCGGCCCCCACAGAAGCCAAGUUGGUACCCUCAUGCUGCUGUUCCAAACAAUUUCCGUGCCAACUUUCCUGUCUUGAAUUCUCAACAGCAGUCACAGCAGCAUCAACAACCAACUCAAACUGGGUUCUCCAAUGGCCGGCCAACUUUCUGGACCAAGUGUCCUUAUUGUACGGUUAGAUACCAGUAUUAUACAGAAGUAAUUCACAGAUCUCUUCGUUGUCAAACUUGCAACAAGACCUUCAUUGCCUAUGAUUCAGGUGCAAUUCCACAGGCAAGUAACAUGAGUCAGCCAAAAUUUCCCCAACCUAGAGUUGUGCAGAAUCAGGGUGCUUUCAAAGUUGGUCAGGGAUCUCCAGGAAAUGUUGCUGCUGAGAAUGCUAAAGCAGCCUUUUCUCCAAAUGUAGUUUGCACUUCAGAGGUUGGGACGGAUAAAGUGAAUGGUAAAAGAGGAAGGAAGCAAACUAUUGAAUCCAGUGAAAGCUGUGACAGCGAAAGCAGCAGUGAGUCUGAAGAGGAUGUGGUGAUUGAUGACAAUGGUGAUGUUCUGGCUGGAAAGAAUUUUGAUUGUCAGGUAGAGCAGAAUCUGCGGAGAUCUGGUAGGCGUAAGCAACAUGUUUCAUAUAAGGAAAAUUUAAGUGAUGAGGAGGACGUGGCUAGCCCUCCAAAAAAGCCUAAGGGAAGUGGAUCAACCUGUGCAAAUGAAGAGGGUGAAGCAAUGCUGAAAGAUGACAAGUCUAAACUCAAUAAUCAAUCUGGUGUAGCUGGUGAAGUGAAAGAAGAUCAGAAAACAAUGGAACAAAGAGAAGGUACUAGGUUAGGGGCGAGCUUACCCAAUGGGAAGAAGGGAAUUGGAAAAGGAUCUGAAAAGGAAGCUGCCAAAGAGGAGGAUCUUGAGAAAACCAUGGAAGCUUAUGCUGAUGGUGUUAAGAUAAAUUCAAACCCUGAUGACAAUGGUUCUGAGUCACAUUCAAGCAUCAAUGAAACUGAAGAGCCCGUGGUUUUUAAAUACCCUGAGCCAGAGUUUUAUGACUUUGACAAGGAGAAGAAAGAAGGUUGUUUUUCGGUUGGCCAGAUUUGGGCUCUGUAUGAUACACUGGAUGCCAUGCCUAGAUUCUAUGCUCGGAUCAGAAAAGUAUUCUCUUCUGGAUUCAAGCUGAGGAUAACCUGGCUAGAACCGGAUCCAGAUGAUGAGAAUGAAGUACAAUGGGUCAAUGAAGGUUUACCUGUAUCUUGUGGUAAGUUCAAACAUGGGGUCUCUGAAAUCACUGAAGAUUGUCUUAUGUUCUCCCAUUUGCUAUAUUGGGAGAAAGGAACUUUUAGAGAUACCUACAAGAUAUUUCCAAGAAAAGGAGAAACUUGGGCGCUUUUUAAGAACUGGAAUAUUAAAUGGAAAUUGGAUGCUGGCACUGACCAGAAAUACGAAUAUGAAUUUGUUGAAAUCUUAUCAGGGUAUGCAGAAGGUGUAGGCGUACAUGUUGCUUACUUGACUAAGGUAAAAGGCUUUGUGAGUGUCUUCUGUCAAACGAGUAAGGAAGGAGUUGAUACAUUUCUAAUUCCACCCAAUGAACUAUUCAGGUUUUCCCACAAGGUUCCGUCCUUUGUACUGACUGGUAAAGAGAGAAAAGGGUUGCCAAAAGGUUCCUUUGAACUCGAUCCAGCUUCUUUGCCUGCUCAUCCUGAAGAAAUUGUUGCUCCCGAGGACUUGAAGGUGGACGGUGAUAGCAGACAUUCUAAUACUUCAUGUUCGAGUUCUGCCAAAAAAGUGAAGCCAAUGAUGGAAUCUGAAAAAAGUGCUUCUCCAGCUUCAAACCUUGAAGCCUUUGAAAUUCCGGAAUCAGAAUUCUACAACUUUGAUGCUGACAAAUCCCAGGAAAAGUUUCUUGUUGGUCAGAUCUGGGCAUUGUAUAGUGAUGAGGAUGGCUUGCCAAAGUACUAUGGUGAGAUUAAAAAGAUUGAGUCCAACCCAGUUUUCAAAAUACAUGUGAGAUGGCUUGAACCUUGUUCAUCACAAAGGACAACCAAGUGGUAUGAUCCAGCGAUGCCCACUUCCUGUGGGAGAUUUAGGAUUAAAAAGGGUGGUUCCCAGAACUACUACACCUCCACUGUUACCUUUUCUCACAAGUUAAAUGCUGAGUUUACUGGUAGGAAGGAUGAAUAUGCCAUCUUGCCUAGAAAAGGUGAGAUCUGGGCUUUGUAUAGGAACUGGACUCCUAAAAUUAAAUGUUCUGACUUGGAGAACUGUGAAUACGACGUAGUGCAGGUUAUGGAGGAAAAUGAUAGGUACAUAAAGGUGUUAGUUUUAGAGCGUGUGGAUGGCUUCAAUUCUGUUUUCAAGGCCAAUGUAAAAGGACUAUCUAAUGUUACAGUGGAAAUCCCUCGGGUGGAUCUGCUUAUAUUCUCUCAUCAGAUUCCGUUCUUCCAGCUAACUGAUGAGAGAGAUGGUAGCCUGAGAGGCUUCUGGGAACUUGAUCCUGCAGCAUUGCCAGUACAUUAUUUUUCUUCUUAAUAGGAGUAGGAAGGUAGAAGUCUUGUGCUGUCCUUUUUUAUUUUUAUUUUUAAUGAAAGUCUUAUAGCUGUCUUUCAUACCCAAUAUGUGUACAUUAUAUGCUCUUCCAUUUAGUGGGUACUUUCCUUACAAGGCUGAUGUCUAAGACAGAGAGCAACUUUUGGAGAAAGUCUAAAUUUCUGAGGUGUAACUGGAUUCUUUA